CAACGCCAGCUCAUCCCAUAGACCAAACAGCAAUGUUUGCUUUAGUUAAGUCCGUGUAUCGCAAUGACAAGAAUACUCCAAGCAGCGAGUGAGCACGAUUUGGGUUAGCGUGACUUCGGGUUCCCAGGAUAGGUGCAAUGACCUCACGAUUCUCCGUUCAGUCGCGUAUUAUAAUGGCAGCAUGGCUAAAUCAAUUCAACACGCCUUUUAUCCUCCCGGUAGCUGAACCGCGCGAGCCCUCUCUCUCGAUUCUUCUACAUUCUGCAAACCUUUCAAUUGUGUUUUGCGUGCUCAUACUCGAAAAGAGCCAUGGCAAUCGUUCAGGGACUGAUCCCGCCGUCGCGCGAGAACUGGGAAUGGAUUUGCUACGUUUGGCAGUUCUUUCCCUUGAUCACGGCAAUCCAGUGGGUGAUUGAUUGGUACCCGCAGGGCAAGACGUCAACAGAAUCUCGCUUCAAUAUCCCCGGCAAGAUUGGAUGGGCAACGAUGGAAUCCGUGGGGUUCCUACUGCUUCUGGUAAUAUUCUACACGCUGCCCAAGGAGUUGGGCAUCGGAGAACUGCCAUGGGGAAAUUGGACCAUGGUUGGAUGCUUCGUAAUCCAUUACAUCUACCGUGCAAUCAUCUCGCCGCUGUUUCUCAAUCCGAGCAUGUCGCCCAUCAGCCCGCUCGUUUGGAUGCUCGCGUUUCUCUUCCAGGUGUUCAAUGCGAUUUCGAUAGGUGGGUGGGUGUCGGGAUACGGACCCACGACGGUGGAAGACUGGGCGGGACGGUACUGGGCGAUGGAGUUCGGGCUCGUGAUCUGGGCAUGGGGACUACUGGGGAACAUGUUCCACGACGACGACCUGAGGGAGAUUAGAAGGGCAGUGGAUCGCAAGCAACGUCGCGAGGCAGAGAAGUUAGGCAAGGCUCCCGGCAAUGUGGACAAGGUGUAUAUGCUCCCGAAGAACGGUCUGUUUCAGUACGUCUUGUUCGCGCAUUACCUAUGUGAGUGGAUCGAGUGGGCUGGGUUUUGGAUGGUUGGUGGGGUUCAUUGCCAUCCUGCGAGGACGUUUCUCGUGAACGAGAUUGCGACCAUGUUGCCGCGGGCCCUGCAGGGCAAGCGGUGGUACGAGAAGAAGUUUGGGAAGGAUAAGGUGGGCAGCAGGAAGGCGAUUAUACCAGGACUGAUUUGAUCGGGAAAGGGAGGAUUGGCCGGGAAGAUCAGCCAAUUAGUUGGUUAGAGGGUUCGGUAGUAUUUUUGAAUUGCAUGUGAUUUGAUUUGAAUCUUUCUGA
Aaosphaeria arxii CBS 175.79 is the source of this 1273-nucleotide messenger RNA. Its product is annotated as 3-oxo-5-alpha-steroid 4-dehydrogenase-like protein. The record is from RefSeq and is a predicted model, not a curated record. The transcript is spliced from 3 exons. NCBI's taxonomy places the organism in Eukaryota, Fungi, Ascomycota, Dothideomycetes, Pleosporales. Gene Ontology annotation, cellular component: membrane. The coding region runs from base 310 to 1173 and encodes 287 amino acids. Gene Ontology annotation, biological process: steroid metabolic process. Gene Ontology annotation, molecular function: 3-oxo-5-alpha-steroid 4-dehydrogenase activity.